Molecule: messenger RNA, 863 nt
Organism: Coprinopsis cinerea okayama7#130
Lineage: Eukaryota; Fungi; Basidiomycota; Agaricomycetes; Agaricales; Psathyrellaceae
Product: Cys 2 peroxiredoxin
Exons: 6
Coding region: 1-612 (203 amino acids)
Biological process (GO): cellular response to stress; hydrogen peroxide catabolic process; cell redox homeostasis
Cellular component (GO): cytosol
Molecular function (GO): thioredoxin peroxidase activity
Source: RefSeq, a predicted model, not a curated record
AUGCCCGCUAUCGUUCAACGCCCUGCUCCCACUUUCAAGGCUGAGGCCGUCACUGAGGGUCUCUUCAACGAGGUCUCUCUCCAGGACUACCAAGGAAAAUGGGUUGUUCUCUUCUUCUACCCUAUCGAAAUCCUUGCUUUCAAUGACGCUCUUCCCCAGUUCCAAGAAUUGAACACCGUUGUUCUCGGUGUCUCGACCGACUCCAAGUUCUCCCACUUCGCCUGGGCCACCCAGCCUCGCAAGGAAGGUGGUCUCGGCCCCGACCUCAAGCUCCCUCUCAUUGCCGACCGAAACAUGAAGAUCUCUCGCGACUAUGGUGUCCUCCUUGAGGACGAGGGUAUCGCCCUCCGUGGUUUGUUCAUCAUUGAUCCGAAGGGUAUCUUGAGGCAAAUCACUGUUAAUGAUCUUCCUGUCGGCCGCUCUGUCGACGAGACCAUCCGCCUCAUCAAGGCUUUCCAAUUCACUGAGAAGUACGGCGAAGUGUGCCCCGCCAACUGGACCGAAGGCUCCAAGACCAUCAAGACUGACCCUGUUGCUAAGUUGGAAUACUUUGGUGCUGCCAAUGGUGAAGUCAACGGUGAAGGCCCCAAGAAGCGCCCCCGCACCGAGUAAGCGCGCAAUUCACUGAUACCCUCCCCUUCGUCUCAGGUGCCCCCAAUCGUGCUUAAGACCCCUUUUUUACGCGAGCUUCAACCCCUGCUCUGAAUUCCUCUAUUUACCCCCACCUUUUUGGCAUUGGUUCCCCCCUGCAAAUACCACCCUGACAAUUCUAGAUGCGAGCUUAGAGUCUAGAUACGCAUUAUCGCAUAAUUCUGUUGUACUUAUUUUUGUAGUAUUCGCUUAUCGAAACGUUCAUAAUGCUU